Messenger RNA from Penicillium macrosclerotiorum, 2142 nucleotides. RefSeq lists its product as uncharacterized. Lineage: Eukaryota; Fungi; Ascomycota; Eurotiomycetes; Eurotiales; Aspergillaceae. The record is from RefSeq and is a predicted model, not a curated record. The transcript has 4 exons. Gene Ontology annotation, molecular function: zinc ion binding; DNA-binding transcription factor activity, RNA polymerase II-specific; DNA binding. Bases 1 to 2142 code for a protein of 713 amino acids. Gene Ontology annotation, biological process: DNA-templated transcription; regulation of DNA-templated transcription.
AUGUCGACUGUGCCUCACAGCAGUGCGGAUCCACCUCAGGCCCCGCCUACUUCAUCCAAAAAGCCCCAGAGAACCCUAGCCUGCGUACUUUGUCAACAGCGCAAGGUGAGAUGUGAUCGCAAGCUUCCUUGUGCAAACUGUGUCAAACACCAAGUACAUUGUGUGCCAUCCACGCAGACACGUCCACGAAGACGCCGAUUCCCAGAGCGACAACUCCUAGAUCGUCUUAGGAACUAUGAGGACCUGUUGCGCCAGAACAAAGUCAAAUUUGAGCCACUACAUAGGAACCUAGGACCGGUGUCUGAUGGCAAAGGUUCACCCGAAGGAUUCUAUGAUUCGGGCGAAGAGCUCCCCGAAGCCCGAGAAACAGAUACGCCUUCCCCACUAACCCCGUCCAAUUCGAAAAAUAUCUAUGAAGCCAAGAAUAUCUGGCAUGCUAUGAGCCAAGGGUUCCGCGGAGUCAACAACGAUGGCGACCUAAACGAUGGUGUGCGUGAAGUAAUGGCAGGAAAAACAUGGGACAAUCUAUUUGAGAAUGACGAUCAUGUUCUCUUUGGAUCCCGAGCGGCAGCCGUGGAUCUCUCUACUUUCCAUCCGGAACCCGUUCAUAUCUUCAGGCUUUGGCAGAUUUAUCUCGAUAAUGUCAACCCAUUGUUGAAAGUGACGCAUACCCCGACGCUCCAGGGUCGUAUCAUCGAAGCUGCCAGUAACACGACACAAAUCAGCCCCAAUCUAGAGGCACUUAUGUUCGGCAUAUAUUGCAUGGCCAUUCUAAGUAUGACCGAUGGCACUGAGGCAGUUUUUGGUUUGCCCAAAGUUGAGCUUCUACGGAAAUAUCAAUUUGGCUGUCAACAGGCUCUUUUGAACUGUAGAUUCUUAAGGUCCUCCGAUCCUGACUGUUUGACUGCACUAUAUCUCUAUCUGAUCUCGGUUCAUCCCAUUACAGACCCUCGCUCUCUUUCGUCAAUGCUCGGUAUCGCCAUUCGCAUAGCGCAAAGAAUGGGAAUCCACUAUGAGUCUACCAAUCGCAAGUAUCCAGUUCUAGAGUCCGAGAUGCGUCGGAGGCUCUGGUGGUCUCUGGUCCUCUUUGAUGCUCGGAUAAGUGAAUUAUCUGACUACAAAACAACAACACUUGCGCCAACAUGGGAUUGUGCGCUGCCUUUGAAUGUGAACGAUUCUGACCUUCGAGCGGAAAUGAAGGAACCGCCGGCUGUGCAGGGGAGAAUCACAGAGUCUCUUUUUACAGUUCUACGCAAUGAGAUGGGGGACUUUGUCCGCCAUAGCUCUUUCCAUCUCGACUUCACUAACCCGGCUUUGAAGUCUAUUGCAAAAGAGCUUCCAGAAGGGGGUGAUUUGAUCUUUUUGGAGAAGACGGUUGAGGAAAAGUAUUUUGAUCUAUGCGACCUGGAAAAUCCCUUACAUUUCAUGACAGUGUGGAUGACGAGAUCAUCUCUUUCAAAAUGCUGCCUUCUGGAAUAUUACUCAAGACAAUGCGCCGAGCCCCAGGUUGGGACGUCGCAGGACACACCGAUGCUAUACGCAUUCCGAAUCCUUGAAAGCGACACAAAACUCAUGACUUCGCCCCUCACCAAAGGCUUCCUGUGGUCCCGCCAUUUUCAUUUCCCUCUACCGGCCUACAUCCAUAUUGUCCAAGAACUGAUAAAGCAGUCUGUAAAUGCUCAAGCCAAACAGGCAUGGGAGGUGAUGAGUGACAACUACGAGGCUCGCUUUACCGCGGCCAACUUUGUCGGCAAUUCGAUCUUCAAAACUUUUACCAAGAUCAUUCUUCAAGCCUGGGAGGCUUUCGAGGCAUCCUGUAAAGAUUCAGGAGAGAUAUUUGCCCCGCCGAGAAUUGUAUUAAGCCUCAGAGAACGCGCGGAAGAAAUGGCCCAGAAGGAGCAAUACGCCGACGCUGGGCAACAACCUAGCGAUCUGAUCCACCCGGACAUCAAUGACCUCCUCCAGUCUCUUCCAAUGGGCUUCAGUAACCCAAAUCCCGUUUUCAACACCGGUAGGAAUGACAAUAGCCAGGGGGUUGAUCCAAGCAUGAUUCCGCUGGGUGGGCCUUCGUCGACGGCGGAUAUGAACCACCUCGCUUGGGCUUCAAUGGCUUGGGGGUUUGGUGAGCGCCGGCCAUGGUGA